This is a messenger RNA of Carlito syrichta (Philippine tarsier), 1061 nucleotides long. RefSeq names its product transcription elongation factor A like 3 (gene TCEAL3). The transcript is spliced from 3 exons. NCBI's taxonomy places the organism in Eukaryota, Metazoa, Chordata, Mammalia, Primates, Tarsiidae. The coding region runs from base 186 to 800 and encodes 204 amino acids. The record is from RefSeq and is a predicted model, not a curated record.
CCGGCUGCCGGCGAGCGGCGAGCCGCGAGCGGCGAGCGGGCUUCCGCGAGCCCAAGGAGGCGCAGGCCUGUCCCGGGUCCCCGCAGGUCUGCGUGUCUGUUGUUCCCAGUACUCUUCGAGGCCUGGAAAGCAGGAGCAACCUGUCCAGAAUCCCCACAGGACACGAAAAGAGAGGAAAUCUCAGCAUGGAAAAACUCUACAGUGAAAAUGAAGGAAAACCAGAAAAGGAGGGAAAGCCAGAAGAUGAAGUAGAGCCUGAUGACGAAGGAAAGUCAGAGGAGGAAGAAAACCCAGACGUGGAGGGGAAGCCAGAAGAGGAGGGAAAGCUGGAGGAGGAGGGAGAGCCAGAUGAUGAGGGACAACCGGAGGCUGAGGGCAAGCAGGGCAAGCAGGGCAAGCAGGGCAAGCCCGCAGCUGAGGGCAGGCCCCGGGGUGAGGGCCAGCCAGCAUCCCAGGCAAAGGCAGGGAGCGAGCCGCGGGCCGCUGAGAAGCGCCCGGCUGAAGAUUACGUGCCCCGGAAAGCAAAAAGAAAAACGGACAGGGGGACGACGGACGACUCCCCCAAGGACUCUCAGGAGGACUUACAGGAAAGGCAUUUGAGCAGUGAGGAGAUGAUGAGAGAAUGUGGAGAUGUGUCGAGGGCCCAGGAGGAGCUAAGGAAAAAGCAGAAAAUGGGUGGUUUUCAUUGGAUGCAAAGAGAUGUCCAGGAUGCAUUCUCCCCGAGGGGCCAGCGGGGUGUCAGGGGAGUGAGGGGCGGAGGUAGGGGCCAAAGGGGCUUACAUGAUAUCCCAUACCUUUAAUGCCCUUGGCCUUCAAUUCUGAGUUCUCUGAUGAGUAUAUUGCCGGCCCUGCCCUGCUUUCCCUGGUAGAUAUUUGCCAGGCCCUGCGCUUUAACCUUAAGCUGAUACUUUGCUUUAGAUGUCACUCUUGUUACCAGCAGCCUUUUGAUCCACCUACAGCGCUCUGUCUUUUAAUAAAGGAUUUUCACCCAUGUGCAUGGAAGAGAUGUUCAUGGUACAUUGUGAAAUAACAAUAAAGAAAAAACAGUUUGCAGAACCACA